Molecule: messenger RNA, 2842 nt
Organism: Solea senegalensis (Senegalese sole)
Lineage: Eukaryota; Metazoa; Chordata; Actinopteri; Pleuronectiformes; Soleidae
Gene: slc35b2
Product: solute carrier family 35 member B2
Exons: 4
Coding region: 238-1533 (431 amino acids)
Biological process (GO): transmembrane transport
Cellular component (GO): endoplasmic reticulum membrane; Golgi membrane
Molecular function (GO): 3'-phosphoadenosine 5'-phosphosulfate transmembrane transporter activity
Source: RefSeq, a predicted model, not a curated record
AUCCUUCGGUGUGUGAGGAGGAGGCGGCCUCGCCUGCUCCAGUGACUACAUCGGCGGAGAAGUUGAUGACAGCGGAGCCGAAGGCGGUGGUUAAUCAGGAAGAAGACGAGCCCGAAUUGUUUAGACAAAACGUCGCCGACCUGCGGAGCCUGUUCAUGCUCUGUUACAGCGGAGACGCUUGAGUGUGUCGGCGUGUUCCCUGCGCCAGGAGCCGGGGAGCCGGAGUGAAGGGGGAAAAUGACAUCUUUUUCAUGGAGGGUUUCGCCUGCACUUGUGUUGCUUCUCUUCCCGUCCACUGUGGCUGCAGAGGAGUCCUUACUACAGCCAGGCUGGCACGACGUCUGGUUCUUCCGCUUCUUCAUCAACGUACUGGGAUACUCCACCAUCAUCAUCCCAGGCUACCUCCUCAUCAGCUACUUCAAGCGCACCAGUUACCUAGAAACAGGGAGUGGAAUUUGUUUCCCUGUUAUAAGAACCUGCGUGUUUGGCAGCGAUGUCAAAACGGGUCUGGACGACGUGUCGGUUGCAUCCAGGAAUGACGCCGAUUCAGGCUCAACACUCAAACAGACCGUCAAAUUAAUCUUUUGUGCUGCGGGACUUCAGGUGUCAUACCUGACAUGGGGGGUCCUGCAGGAGAGGGUGAUGACUCGUGCUUAUGGUGCGACUCCAGAGGAGGAGGGGGAGAGGUUCAAGGACUCCCAGUUCUUGGUCUUCAUGAACCGUAUCCUGGCCCUGACCGUGUCGGGACUCUGGUGUCUCCUGUUCAAGCAGCCUCGCCACGGGUCGCCCAUGUACAAGUAUUCUUUUGCCUCGCUGUCAAACAUCAUGAGCAGCUGGUGCCAAUACGAGGCCCUCAAGUUCAUCAGCUUUCCCACCCAAGUCCUGGCCAAGGCCUCCAAAGUCAUUCCCGUCAUGCUCAUGGGUAAGAUUGUGUCCCGGAGGAGCUAUGAAUAUUGGGAGUACUUAACUGCCAUGCUGAUUUCAGCGGGUGUCAGUAUGUUCCUGCUGUCCAGCACGGCCAGCAAACACCCGUCCACUGUCACAACCUUCAGCGGGUUCAUCAUCCUCGUCGGCUAUAUCGUCUUUGACAGCUUCACCUCCAACUGGCAGGACAACUUGUUCAAGGCAAAGAUGUCGUCAGUGCAGAUGAUGUUCGGAGUCAACCUGUUCUCCUGCCUCUUCACAGUCGGCUCGCUGCUGGAGCAGGGUGCCUUCUUCGAGUCGGUGUCCUUCAUGACGCGCCACUCUGAGUUUGCGUUUCAUGCCGUCUUGCUGUCCGUGUGCUCGGCGUGUGGCCAGCUCUUCAUCUUCUACACCAUUAACCAGUUUGGUGCCGCCGUCUUCACCAUCAUCAUGACCCUGAGGCAGGCCAUCGCCAUUCUCCUCUCAUGUUUCCUUUAUGGUCACGCCGUCACGAUGGUCGGUGGAUUUGGCGUCGCCAUAGUUUUCCUGGCACUUUUCCUACGGGUGUAUGCACGUAGCCGCAUGAAGUCCAGCCAACGCUCCGCGCUGCCGCUUCCACAGAAGGUGUAACAAUCCAAAGUCGCACCAGACUGGGAACUGAGACCACGUUUUCUGUGGUGAUUUUUGUGUAUCUCUGGUCUGGGAAUUUUUCUUUAUUUGUUUCUUCUUCUUUUUUCUUUGUGGUAGCAAUGGUACAGAAAGGGAUUCUACACUUUUGACUCUUACACCAAGAUGCCCCCCCCCAGGAUGUGAGUCGAGUGCCUGUAAGAUUGUUGAAUACACAAGUUCCUUACUACCCAUGUCACAGAUUAAUUGUUGAACCACAGAAUGUUGCUCGUGCAGCCAAUUGCUGCUAUCCUGAAAAAUUGGAAAAGGUCUAUGAGCUGUAAAGUUUUAGGAUUCAUUUUUGUGAGGACACCUUUUAAUUUACCUUUAUCCAAAAGGUUUUAACACAAGACAAGACAAUGCGUUUACAUGCAUGUUAAUAGUCCGGUUUUAGUCAGACUAAGACAGUAAUUUGGUUUUCUUAAUGUCUUGUAAACACGUUAGUCUGACUAAAAUUUAGCUAUUUUUAGUCGGACUAACAUACCUGGAUAAUGUGAUUCAUAGUCCGAUUACUCCUGGAAUUAUAUGCUUAGUCGGACUUGGUGUUCAGACCCGGAAGUAAAUGGAGACGACGUGUGCCGUAAAGGUCAACAGGAAACAUAUCCAAUCCACACUAGUUUAUUGAAAGAUACAGCGCCACCUACGGAGUCAGACGUAUGCGGCCAGUAGAUCAGAUUACGGCCUUAGUUGGAUUAAACGUAAACGUACUGACUAACGUUCUUUAAAGACACAUAAUCAUCACAAGAACCAGAGGGGGGCCUUUAUGUAUUCAUGUCAGUCUGAACACAAGUUAAAGGUCAAUUUAAUCAACAGUAUGCGUAAUAAUAAAGGUCACACUACUUCACACUACACACAUCAUUGUGCCCCAGUGUUGCUGAAACAGAUACUGCUGUCAGUAUGUUUUGCUUGGAUAUAUAUAUAUAUUUUUUUGUUUGAUUUAAUUUCAUGUAUCACAGUUGAGCUAAAAAUAAUAAUGUACAUAUAUUGCUUCUUUCCAACAAACCUCUCUGUUGUGUACUUUUGUAAAAAAGGACUGCCUCAUGUGUGUGUCACUGUUACAUGUGAAAGUUUGAAAGAAGACUGAAUGGAUGUUGAUCGAUGACGCUCGUCGCCAUCACAAGAACAUGCAGGUACUCUUAAGUCCUGGGGUUGGGGUUGCUGAGGAAAAUGAACACAAGGGCAAUGCGAUGUGACAAGUACCUUGUUUUUUUGUAUUAUUCUAUUCCCCCUGGUAACUGGAUUAUUAAUAAAACAUUAAAUUAACUUAAAACUA